AAACUCGCUAAAUUUGUGGAAUUUUACAAUAUAAUAAUAAUAACUUAUUAGUGUGAAAAAUAACUAUAAAGUUAAGCAAUAUUUUGGAUAUAAUUAUUUAAAAUGAUUCGUAUUAUAAGAAAUAUGGAUAUCAUCGGCAAACUUUCAGAUGAUAGAUUUUUCAAAACUCAGUAUGUUGGUUUAAAGCAUUUUGCUGCGCCUGUAAAAUACAAUGAGUUUGAACAGGUUGAAAGGCCAAAACUAAAAGUAUUGGAUAGAAGUCCUCAGUAUCCUCCAAAUCUUCGUCCUCCGAAAAUGCAAAAAAAAUUAAAGUUGAUGCGUGGUCCAGAGUUAGUUCACAAUACGCUAUUGCACAAACAGUAUGGUAUAAUAGCAACCGGUGGCGGUCGCCUUCGUUGGGGACAUUUGGAAAUGAUUCGUCUUACAAUUGGUCGCAAAAUGGAUAUCAGUAGAAUGUUUGCAAUUUGGAGAAUACCAGCCCCUUGGCAACCUAUAACUAAAAAAGGUCAAGGCCAAAGAAUGGGUGGUGGAAAGGGUGCUAUUGAUCAUUACGUCACACCUAUUAAAGCAGGAAGAAUAAUAUUGGAAAUAUCUGGAAAAUGUGAAUUUGCCGAAGUUAAGCCAUUUUUACAACAAGUUUGUAAUAUUUUACCUCUUAAGGCUGAAGUAGUUUCUCAACAAAUUUUAGAUGAAAGAGUUGCAGAGGAAAAUAAAUUGAAUGAAGAAAACCAAAACAAUUUUACAAUGAAAUAUGUUAUACAGAAUAACUUAAAUGGAUGUCACAGAUGGCUUUCACCAGUAGAUCACAAAUGGUUUGGAAAACAUUUAUAGGCUUACAAAAUAGAUUGUUAAAUUAUUAAUUGGUUAACUGUUGCAAUAUACAUAAUUUUUAUAACCAAUCAAA
Lucilia cuprina (Australian sheep blowfly) is the source of this 904-nucleotide messenger RNA. It is a transcript of the gene mRpL16, whose product is annotated as 39S ribosomal protein L16, mitochondrial. Bases 103 to 831 code for a protein of 242 amino acids. The record is from RefSeq and is a predicted model, not a curated record. NCBI's taxonomy places the organism in Eukaryota, Metazoa, Arthropoda, Insecta, Diptera, Calliphoridae. Gene Ontology annotation, biological process: mitochondrial translation. The transcript has 3 exons. Gene Ontology annotation, molecular function: rRNA binding; structural constituent of ribosome. Gene Ontology annotation, cellular component: mitochondrial large ribosomal subunit; ribosome.